This is a messenger RNA of Aureobasidium pullulans EXF-150, 972 nucleotides long. RefSeq lists its product as uncharacterized. NCBI's taxonomy places the organism in Eukaryota, Fungi, Ascomycota, Dothideomycetes, Dothideales, Saccotheciaceae. The record is from RefSeq and is a predicted model, not a curated record. The coding region runs from base 1 to 972 and encodes 323 amino acids. The transcript is spliced from 3 exons.
AUGCAGCGUAAUAGAGAUAUUAAUUCGCGAAUUGUUGCUUCCUGUGAUAAGAAGCUUGUGGAGGAAUUCAAAACGGAUAUCUAUAUCGAAGGCCGUCUAUCUCAAUUCUAUCUUGUCCAAGGAGCUAGAUUGACAUUACUUACCACUAGCAAGACUCGAAUCCGAGCCUUUAUGGCCAGGCACCAGUUGUCCAGACGAGCAGAGCCUAGUCCUAGCGAAUUCGCUGCUUUGAUAUGCGAUCUCGGAUGGCACAAAGCUUCCAUGGCGGCGCUAGAAAACUUGGUACCAAAACUCCUGGCCUGGAUUGAGCGCGAAGCAACCCGUAUUGGAGUCAUGGACAUCAACGUCCGCAAGAUAAAUGGCCGUCUGGAGAUUGGAGACAGCGUUUGGCCCGCUCAUACCUUAGACUGGCUGCGCUCCGACUGGAACGGAGAUACGAAUGGUGUAGCUAGUGGUCAGACACGCCCUACAAUUCAUCGAAUGGUUCGUCUCGGACCAACUGGAUUAACACGCUUGACUCUACAGGCACUGGCGGAGGGAAGCCAUGGUCCCCGCAGGGCAAGUGUCCCUAUGCCAACCACAAAGGUUGAGACUAUCAUCUCGCCUUCCGCACUAAGAACAGCUACAGACUUCCAGGGCCCCCAAGUCUCUUCUGUCAUCGGAACAGACAAACUUCCGAAGAGGCACCAAACUUCGACGCCAUCAUUGGAACCCAUCGUACAAGAGGUGAUUCGCAGGGUCAUGGCAGAUCAACCUCUGCUUAACAGUAGCUACAUGGCCCGAGCUGGCACGGCUAGGGUCGAGAGGGAUCUUACUCGUGUCCUCUCUUAUCCGCCCUCAAUUCAGCUGUACCAGACACUCAGCCUUGAAGUACAGGAGGUUUUGCUCGAGACUAUUCUCAACCUCAGCCGAGUGGCAUAUGAUGAGUUCGAGACUUAUAUCGGACCACUCUCUGUUCCUCAACAGUCUUGA